AUGCUGGACGGGGACCCCCCGCUCCUCACCCCCGCGCCGCCUUCCCGCCUCGAGCGCACGCUACGCACGCUUCGCUCGCCGUUCCGCCCCGGCUCGCCCUUCCACUUCGCCUCGCUUAAGCGAACCGGCUUCGUUAAAUCCUCAGUAUCGGACAGUGAGAUCGCGCGAGACGAACGCACUAUGCGCAAGAAAAACAAGAAACGUACAGAGGCGAUCGGCGGCGCGUCGCGUAGUACCGACAGCUCGCCGACCGUGGAAAAAAAGAAACCUGGCAGCCUGCUUAAAAGGAUGAGUAGUUUAGGUAAGCGGCGUGGUGACAGCUCCACGCCGACCUCCCUGUCGGAGGAUCCCGAAUCCGAAAUCGAUCAAGUUCCGCGAAAAGAAAACGUUUUAAUACACGAAAACGUUUUAAAUGAACCACAGACAUCUGAUUCUGAUAAAAAAAAUAAUUCUCAAAUAAGUACGGAGUCUGACACGAAAAUGGAACCAAAAUUAAAGGCUGAAGUGACGAGCGAACCUGAAUUAAAAACUAACCCUGACGAAAAAACGGAGUCUGAAGUAAAAAAAGAGCCCUCUGUACAAACAGAAUCCGAAAUAAAGGAAGAGGUUGAAACAAAAAAGGACAGUGAACAAAAAAUGGUGCCUGAAAAUCCUGAAAAACAGGAAAGUAACGUAGAUAAUAUCGAAUCGACGAAUAAUACAAACGAAUCACCCGCAUCCCCCGAGCCCCCAUUCAUUACGCUAGCUGUAGAACAUCCGGUGGCGAUGCGCGCUUUCAGCAAGGAAGCGUGGAAACGUCGUCGCAAACCUGAAAUCGUGAAACCCGUGGAGGAGCCGAGUCCGGGCAAUGCUCUCAAACGUCGCAUUGCGUUCGUCGCGCAGGCGUCUGUCGCCUUGUCGGAGGAUCACGACGACGACGACGACGAUGACGACGAAGUGGAGGAGGGUGGGGGUGAGGUGGGGUCUUUGGAGGAGGCGGUGGCGCUCGCCCGUCAGAGACUAGCCAUGGCCGCGCACUCGCCCGCGCCGCCGCACUCGAGCGACAACAACGAGACGGAAGAGGAGGGGUGUGCGGACACGACGGACGCGCCGGACACGAUGCCAGCGUACGGAGACCUCAUCGAGCCGGAGAGCAAAGCCGACAGCGAGGACGUGACGCAUGCACCAGCGAGUGCUGAAAGGCGAGAACAUCUGUACAAGAUCCUGGUUAUCGGUGAGCUGGGAACAGGCAAGACUUCAAUCAUCAAGCGAUAUGUGCACCAGUUCUUCAGCCAGCAUUACCGUGCGACGAUCGGAGUCGAUUUCGCUCUAAAAGUGCUCAAUUGGGACGCAAAUACUGUAAUUCGUUUGCAGCUAUGGGAUAUAGCAGGUCAAGAACGUUUCGGUAACAUGACCCGGGUGUACUACAAAGAGGCAGUGGGCGCUUUCAUUGUUUUCGACGUGUCCCGCGUAGCCACAUUCGACGCAGUUGUUAAGUGGAAAAAUGACUUAGACACUAAGGUUCAAUUGGCAGAUGGAUCACCAAUACCGUGUAUAUUGUUGGCUAACAAGUGCGACCAACAGAAAGAAGGUAUAAUAAACUCUCCAGCGAAAAUGGACGAAUAUUGUCGGGAGAAAGGAUUCGCGGGAUGGUUCGAGACAUCUGCUAAGGAAAAUAUCAACAUCGAAGAGGCGGCACGAUCGUUAGUCCAUAAGAUUCUUCUAAACGACAAACUACUUCAAAGCAACGAUAAAGACGGCGAGAAGUUCGCUCUCGACCACAAGAUCGCUAACGGGGAGAAUAAUCGCGACCCGAGCACUAGCAAGUCGUGCGCCUGC
Molecule: messenger RNA, 1818 nt
Organism: Brenthis ino (lesser marbled fritillary)
Lineage: Eukaryota; Metazoa; Arthropoda; Insecta; Lepidoptera; Nymphalidae
Source: the annotation of a GenBank genome assembly